AUGUCACAGGUGGGCAAGGACUAUCCCGUGCAGGACGCGAUUAUUGCCUGGCUCUAUGCCCGUCUCAACGGCGACGUAACCCUCAUUAACGAUAACCCGCCUGAGUGGCGUCUCACAGCAAUAUUGACGCCUCCCGCUGUUGAGCUUCACACCCCUGAGCAACGCUUUCUCCGCGCUAUCGAACAGGGAAACAUCACUGUCCGCCGCGGGUGUUCGGUGUCCCAGGUAGAGCUCAUCAGCGAUCAGAAGGGUGCUGAAAUCAAGGCUAUUUUGGCGGGUAUCUUCCCUGACGAUAGUUCCUCCGGGGAUGAUGAAGAGUCUGAUGAAGAGACCAAAGAGAACUACAAGAUAGAAGCACCCAAGAACAAAGGCUGGACUAAGAAACUUUUGUUGAAGCUCAUUUCUGGUAUCAUUUUUGUGUUCAUUCUUUUGUUCAUCGUGGAUUUCAUAGUCGACAUGAACAAUCCUCUCGAUCCGGUUGUGUUCCACGCCUAUUGA
Molecule: messenger RNA, 498 nt
Organism: Morchella importuna
Lineage: Eukaryota; Fungi; Ascomycota; Pezizomycetes; Pezizales; Morchellaceae
Exons: 2
Coding region: 1-498 (165 amino acids)
Source: RefSeq, a predicted model, not a curated record